GAAGGGUUUCGCCCCGAAACGUCGCCUAUUUCCUUCGCUCCAUAGAUGCUGCUGCACCCGCUGAGUUUCUCCAGCAAUUUUGUGUACCUUCUGUAGUUCCUUUUUUGUGCGGAUUCCAGCAGAGUAAUUUGAUCUUUUUACUUCUCAAUAAUUGGAUAAAUAACAGAUUGUAUGACAGGCACGAUUGCUAUGUUGUCAGUAUCACGUAAAUCUCGGGUGUGCUCACUGGUUGUGAAAUCAUGCAAAAUUGUUAUCAUUGCAGUCAAGUGGUGUGGAACUCCAGGUAGUACAGCGACUCAAUCUACAUAUUAAUGACACUUCUAUUAUGUUCUUUUUGGACCGAGAACGAAUUAUAACAACUUUAAGUUCUUAUUUUCUGCACCGGUGUCUGUUUUACUUGAAUUGUUCUACUUAAAAGGAAUAUUUUCUACAGCUACAGUUUCGUAUUCAAAGGAAAUUCAAGCAUGCAGCUCAAGACCUAUUGCCUGGUUUUCAUGAUAAUUGUGUUGGAAGCAUUCUUCAUAAGUUUGAUCUUGAGACCUGGCAUUAUCGAGUCAAGGAUUUUGUUUACGGAUGAAAAAAAACCCACUACCCCUGUUGAUUCGCACUUAAAACUGAAACCAUUGAAUAAAUUAAAAUUUCUCUCUCCAUAUGGAGGUGACUGGACAUUUGGCAGAAAUGCCUGCAGCUGUAGAAUUUUGAAUUCAGACAUGUUUACAUAUGAUAAAUUUAACGCUGGGAAGGAUAAUUUGGCAAUCAAAAAACGAAGGGGAUUACAAUAUGAACAAUAUAAAAAAAGAAAUGAAUCGCCUGCAAAGAAGGUUAUUAUUGCGCAACCCCAUUCUCCUCUGAGCUACCCUACCCAUGGAGUUGAAGUAAAGCCACUCUACUCUAUUCUCAUCCCAGGCCUAGCUGUGCAUGGCAUGGAGGGAGAAAAAAAUACAGUCAAACUGACAGCGACUCAAGGGGUAUUCAAUACAAUUGUUGAAACUCCUGAUGGUGUCGUACAUGGAUCGGGUGAACAAGAAUUGACAAUAAGAAGUCCAAGUUUGGCAAUCAUCAAUAAUAUCCUCAAACAUGUAACUUAUACAAGCAAAAAGUACCAAAUUGCCUCUACUGAUUUAGUUUCUUUUCAGUUUGAAGAAUAUACUGCUGAAUUUGUAAUCCUCAUCAGAGUGCCCCCAAUGAUUAGAUUAUUUGACCCUGGACCAGAUAAUAGCAUCGACUCCUUGGUGACAAUAGUGACAAAGACAUUCAUCAGAUAUCAUAAGCUUCGGAUUUUAAUAAGUAGUAUUCGAAAAUUUUAUCCAAAAAUUAUGAUAAUCAUUGCAGAUGAUAGUAAAGUUACGGAAAAAAUUGAAGGACCAUACAUCCAGCAAUACACAAUGCCAUUUGCAAAAGGAUGGUUUGCUGGAAGAAAUUUAGCAAUAUCUCAGGUUACAACUAAAUACCUUCUUUGGGUGGAUGAGGAUUUUGAAUUUACACAAGAAACAAAACUGGAAAAACUGGUAGAAGUAUUGGAGAAGACAAACUUGGAUCUGGUUGGUGCCCCUGUGAGUCAGGAUGUGUUCGCGUUCAAGCUUUGGUACGAAGAAGGAGAUGAUGAAGGGGACUGUGUGUUUUCCCAGAACGGUUCUUUUCACCCCCUGGAUGGAUUUCCAGGCUGUGUGGUUACCAGCAUUGUGGUGAACUUUUUCCUGGCCAAGACAGAAAAAGUAUGGAGUGUUGGGUUUGAUCCUCGAUUUGCAAGAAUAGCUCAUACAGAAUUUUUCAUUGACGGCAUUGGAAGUUUGCUUGUAGGAUAUUGCACAAAUGUCAAAGUUGGCCAUCAGAAGAAAGGAGAAAAAGAUAAAGCGCUGAAUGAAGUUGAAAAUAAAUAUGCUGCUUUUAGGCGUUUAGAUAGAAACGAAUUCCGAUCCCGUUUGGAUAUGACCUAUUUCAAAAAUCGCCUUAAAUGUUACACUCGGAACAGAGUCUGAGGGACUCAAUUGUAUUUGACAUGUAAAGUGCUGCACCUGUUAAUGUUGCUUGAACUAAUGAAUUUUAUUUCUAAAUAAGAAUGAACUCUUGAUAAAAUAAUGGACACAAUUACAAUUAGUUUAUAUGUCUCAAAAUAAAUGUUUUAAAAUUGGUUGUGAUUCUUUUAGCUGAUUAUAUAUUUUUUUCUCCAGCUACAGAUUAGAUUUCAUUUUAAGGUUAGAAUUUAAGUACCAUCAAACUUUUAUUAGUUCUGUUCACUAGUUGCAUACGUGGCCUGCUGAGGUCUUCCCUCACCAUCACAUAUGCCAUUACACAACAAGCAUGUUACCAUUGCAAGGAGUUUUUAUUUAAGCUUGUGGAGUAUUAAUCAGAAAGUGAAACCCAUGGUUCACUCCAAAACAAAAUGAAGGUAGCUUACCCCACAUGAAUGUCAGAAAGAUGAAUCUUUGGAAUUUCAUCAGGCAAUCUCACUCUGAUUCAUUGACCAAAGGAAAGUAGUUUAUAUUGACCUACUGUUUUCCAAAUUCUUCCUACAUUGCAAGCAAUUGCAAUUUAAAUACACAUGAUUUUUGGCCACCCCCUCUCUCCGUCUUUUGUAUAUAUUUCACCAGUUGGUUGUCAAUGCAUACUCGAUAAUAUAUUCUGUAUGUACUGUACAUCAUUUAAAUAGAGCUUCACAAACUUUAACACGACAAAAUCAGCCAAGCUUUGAAUCUUUCUGUCAUAGAUUGUCCAUUUUUAAGUUGGGAUCAAGCAAGGAGCAAUACAGCUGAUUCCAAGUGCCUUACCUAAUCAAUCCCAAAUCUGCUUCUAUUUGCCAGUUAUUCCAAAGAAACACAUCUGAAGAUGAAUGUAACUCGUGAAUGUUUUCUUGUAUGGCGACUUUACUGAGCACAGCCUGCUCUCACAACUAUUAACAUGAGUUACGUAAAUGUCAACCAAGAUAUGCCCUCAGAGACUUUGAUGCCAACGCAAGGUCUAACUUACAGGAAAUCUAAUGGGAGAUCAGCAAUUCCAAUUUGCAACCCAUUCACUGAUCCAAAUUCUGAAACUAGCGAUCCAAGAAAAGGCAUUAUGAUACUAUGAGUAGUUAGGACCUGGAACAGACUGCAGGGUUUGGGAGCAGGACAUGGUCCUGGUAAAUCUGAUUGUGAACCAAAUGGAAAUUAGAUCAGUACAAAAGAAAAUUACCUGCCUUGGGAAAGAUGUAAGAGAAUGCGCAGAGAUAUCAAAGAUUUAAAGGGCCAAAUGGUCUUCUCCUGUGCAAUAAUCUUGCAGAGAUUCUGAAAAGUAAAACCCCUGUCCCACGGUACGAGUUCAUUCCAAGAGUUCUCCCGAGUUUGCCCUGGUUCGAACCCGGAGGUUUACGGUAAUGGCCACUCGUCGGUACUCAGGGUUCUCGUGGACAUUUUUCAUCAUGUUGAAAAAUUUUCACGAGUCUUCCCGUGCUUACCUGCCGUUAGCGAGUCUUCCCGAGUACCUGCCGUUAGCGCUAAGAGAUGUCCCGAGCUCCGACGUACCCGCUAUGUUCAUUCUCCGUGCUUACCACGAGUUUGUUUUUUUUUAAACUCGGGAGAGCUCUUGGAAUGAACUCGCACCGUGGGACAGGGCCAUAACAAGUUUACGCACCUGCAUCCAAUAUACACUCACAAAUGUGAAGAAUCUUCACACAAGGACCUGACCACAUCUUUCAUUCUUUAUGGACGAAACAUGUCCAGAACCAGGGGUCAAAGUUUAAGAACAAGCGAUUGGCCAUUUAGGACUGAGAUGAGGAUGAGGUGGUGCGGGUUAAUUGAAAAUGGAGAAUUCAACAUUCAUGUUAUUGGGUUGCAGAGCACCCAGGCAGAACAUGAGGUGAUGUUUCCCUAGUUUGCAGUUUUGUUGUUGGAUGAACAAUUAACAAUGAACAAUUUGUUGUUGUUGAACAAUUAAUAAAAGUGUUACAAUUGAUCCA
Messenger RNA from Leucoraja erinaceus (little skate), 3934 nucleotides. Its product is annotated as beta-1,4 N-acetylgalactosaminyltransferase 2-like. Gene Ontology annotation, biological process: UDP-N-acetylgalactosamine metabolic process; UDP-N-acetylglucosamine metabolic process. Gene Ontology annotation, cellular component: Golgi membrane. The record is from RefSeq and is a predicted model, not a curated record. The transcript has 11 exons. Gene Ontology annotation, molecular function: hexosyltransferase activity. Bases 465 to 1979 code for a protein of 504 amino acids. NCBI's taxonomy places the organism in Eukaryota, Metazoa, Chordata, Chondrichthyes, Rajiformes, Rajidae.